Messenger RNA from Paramecium sonneborni, 640 nucleotides. The record is from the annotation of a GenBank genome assembly. NCBI's taxonomy places the organism in Eukaryota, Ciliophora, Oligohymenophorea, Peniculida, Parameciidae.
AUGAUAAUACCAUUGAAGAUCAUUAAUUAUCAUUUAAAAAUACAUAAAGGAUUAUAAAUAGUGGGCUUAGAAUAAAUUUAUUUUACUGAAAGCUUGAAUCACUCUUAAGAUCUUGAAUAUGUAUUUUCAAUCAAUGAAAAUGCAGCUGUCACUAAAAUGAAAGUUGAAUUAAGGGAAUAAGUGGUCUAUAGGGUAGUAAAGAAAAAGAAGAAGCAAAGGAAGAAUUUGAAGAAGUUGCCAAACUAGGAAAAACUCUGGCUUAUAAUGAGGAAGAUUUAAGAUUUCCAUAAAUAAAAAGACUCAAAAUUAAUCUCUAAAUAAAAAAUUAAAAGUGAUUUGGAAAAUUGAUUUAUCUCCAAUAAUUGAUUAAAAUUAUUAAAGUAAUAGAGAUAAAGUUCCAGUAGGAUUUAAAGAGGUUUUAAAAUACUUAAAUAAUAUACCCAACCUCAGAGACUUUACAUAUCACUACACAUAAGAUAUUGAGAUCAAAUUAGAUAAUGGAUCACCUAUUACUUAUUGGAAGUCUCCGACUCAUAGCUUAUACUAUAUAAAUGCUAAAGAUAAUCAAAACUGCGAUAAAUUAGUUUUUAAAUUAGAUGAUAAAAUUUCUUUAUAUUAUAAUAUUUAUCUGUAUUCCUGA